This is a messenger RNA of Etheostoma spectabile (orangethroat darter), 782 nucleotides long. RefSeq names its product splicing factor 3b, subunit 5 (gene sf3b5). The record is from RefSeq and is a predicted model, not a curated record. The coding region runs from base 112 to 372 and encodes 86 amino acids. Lineage: Eukaryota; Metazoa; Chordata; Actinopteri; Perciformes; Percidae. Gene Ontology annotation, biological process: mRNA splicing, via spliceosome. The transcript is spliced from 2 exons. Gene Ontology annotation, cellular component: U2 snRNP; precatalytic spliceosome.
UCUAUGAUUGCCACGGACAGCGGAACGGACGAACAUAUUAUUUACAUCUUCUGCGUUCAUUCUUAAAUUCUUUACAUUUUAUCGACCUCUGGGACUCUCAUCACCGCGAGAAUGACAGACCGAUACAACAUUCACAGUCAACUGGAGCAUCUUCAGUCAAAGUACAUCGGCACAGGACACGCCGACACCAGCAAGUGGGAAUGGCUGGUCAACCAGCACCGAGACUCUUACUGCUCCUACAUGGGACAUUUUGACCUGCUCAACUACUUCUCCGUCGCUGAGAACGAGAGCAAAGCACGUGUCCGCUUCAACCUGAUGGAGAAGAUGCUUCAACCAUGUGGACCACCAGCAGACAAACCUGACGAUGCCUAGAUUACGCUGGAGUGAGCUGUGGGUGUUUUUUUUUUACAGGAUGUUUGUGUAUGAUUCUUUUUUUUGUUGUUGAACAUAACACUUGAUUUUCUGCUAAACAUAUUUAAUGUUAUGCUGUUGUGAAAUUUCUGACCAUAAAAUUAACCUUGUAUAACCCGCCAAGUUGGCAAAAUUGAAUAUAUUGUCCCUUUACACAAUAGAAGAUACCUGGACACAGAUCUUCACAUGCAUCUUGCAUCUGGAUCACUGAUAAACCUUGUUUCUUGUCCCAUACAGCUCUGAAGCUCUCAGGGAAAUUAUCUGAGAAGAUGGAAAAGUGGCAUACUAUCAUCUUGUAUUAAUGGAUGUAGCUGUAUUCUUGAUUAAACUCUGUUUUGUUUUCAUUAAAAUUCAUACGCUACCAAUUAAAA